Messenger RNA from Fonsecaea multimorphosa CBS 102226, 1515 nucleotides. RefSeq lists its product as uncharacterized. Gene Ontology annotation, molecular function: iron ion binding; heme binding; oxidoreductase activity, acting on paired donors, with incorporation or reduction of molecular oxygen. The record is from RefSeq and is a predicted model, not a curated record. The transcript has 4 exons. Lineage: Eukaryota; Fungi; Ascomycota; Eurotiomycetes; Chaetothyriales; Herpotrichiellaceae. Bases 1 to 1515 code for a protein of 504 amino acids.
AUGGCUGUCAUUUCGUACUCGAGUCUUGCUAUCCUCUUGGUACUGACAGGCUUGGGUGGCCUUGCAUCUCUGGUUAUCUAUCGCUUGUUCUUUCAUCCACUCUCCAAGAUCCCUGGGCCAAACGCUGCAGCCGUCUCUCGCCUUUAUGACUUCUACUAUGAUUGCAUCAAGGGAGGAAAAUUUGUGUUCAAGAUUGAAGAACUCCACAAACAAUAUGGACCCAUUGUGCGAAUAGGACCCAACGAGGUCCAUAUUCAUGACCCGGACUUUUUCGAUGAAUUCUACAAUGUGACCAGCCGACUGGACAAAGAUGCCUGGUACUAUGCUUUCGUUGGGUCGAAAGAUGCUGGCUUUGGCACCGCCAAUGUCGAUCUUCAUCGUGCCAGGCGAAAAGCCAUGAGUCGAUUCUUUGCAACCUCAGCCAUCGCAAACCUGGAAUCAUCGUCACGCGAAAAGGUGUCCAAGCUUUGCCAACGUCUGAGUGAAAUGCGUGAGGAGGGAAAGCCCGUCAACCUUUCCAAUGCCUUUCGCUGCCUCGCUGCCGACUCUGUCACCAAUUACUGCAUGCCAAAGGCCUUUAAUCUGCUUGAUUCCAUUGACUUUGCCGAUGACUACAAUCGUCAGGCGCGCGUCAUCUCGCACAUUGCCGCGUGGCAUCGCCACAUUCCAAUUAUCAUCCCCAUAUUUAUGCGGAUGCCGAGAUGGCUUGUCGCAGCUACCUCGACUGAAGGGGGCUUGAUGGCUUUUGACUUCCAGACAGAUUUGGCACGACAGGCGGCGGACGCCGUUCAUGCGGAGAAAAGGAGCGACAAAUCAGUACUUGAUGGCAUCGUAAAUUCGAAAGACAUUCCAGAGAGCGACAAGACUGUGGACAGAAUAACGCAAGAAGCGCGCACACUGGUUGGCGCUGGCAGCGAGACCACAGGAAACACUCUGGAGACGAUUACAUUUCACGUUCUCGCCAACCCGGACAAGCUUCGCCGUCUCAAGGAAGAAUUAGCCGGUGCGGUUGAGGCAUCCAAGGGUAAGGGAGAUCCUUUGAAUGAUUACAGCACGCUGCAGCGAUUACCAUACCUCACUGCCGUGAUCAAUGAAGGGUUGCGCAUUGCAUGCAGCGUUUCGGGCCGCCUCGCGAGAGUGAACCCUAGACAGGCUUAUACCUACGGCUCGUAUGUGUUGCCUCCCGGGACAGUCAUCAGCAUGGCAAUUCGAAGCAAUCACACCUUUGAGCCAGUAUACCCCGAGCCAUUGUCGUUCAAGCCCGAACGGUGGCUGGUGGAGGGCGAAGAGCUGAAAAGGCUAGAGAAGUACUUUGUGCCUUUCGGACGUGGAGGCAGGAGCUGCAUCGGCAAGGAGCUGGCAAUCAUGAAUCUUUAUCUGACCAUCGCAAACUUCUUUUAUGAGUUUGAUGCCGAACUUUUUGAGACGACCAGGAAGGAUAUUGAGAUUGAGCACGACUAUUUUUCUCCAUUUCCGGCGGUUGACUCAAAAGGUUUGCGGGUCAUGCUGAAGUAG